UCAAACAGAAAACAUUGCCUACAUGAAACGUGCCACCACAUCUUCUGGGAUCUAUAGGGAUGUCUGGUCUGCAGACAAAGCUGUAGAUGGGAACCGGGACCAGGAUGUGCACCAGAACUCCUGCUACCACUCUCUUAGCCCUCGAAGUGUGUGGACAGUAGACCUGGGACAGCAGUACAGGAUACACGACGUCAAGAUAUACAACCGGGGUGGAUAUGUUGACUUAAUCCGAUCCGCUGUCCUCUCUCUGAGUAACUCCAGCAGCUCCACACCUGGCGUACCUUGCUACACCUUCCCCAGCAACACUACAGCAGGCAACUCUGUCUACGAUGUCAUCUGUGAUGGGAGGGGACGAUACUUCACCAUCACACACUGGACAGACCAUCUAAAUAUCUGUGAAGUGGAGAUCUACGAAUGUUCCUCACGGACCUAUGGACAAAACUGCAGCAAGCGAUGUACUGACAGGAACUGUGCAGGAAACUCACUAUGUGAUCAUGUGACAGGAUCAUGUGUGCCCGGAUGUAAAGUAGGGUGGAUGGGUAUAGACUGUGUGGAGGAAUGUUCCUCACGGACCUAUGGACAAAACUGCAGCAAGCGAUGUAUUUACAGGAACUGUGCAGGAAACUCGUCAUGUGACCACGUGACAGGAUCAUGUGUGCCCGGAUGUAAAGUAGGGUGGAUGGGUACAGACUGUGUGGAGGAGUGUGAUGAAGACCAUUACGGUGUCAACUGUAAAGAGACAUGUGGCAACAGGAACUGUGCUAGUAAUACAUCGUCAUGUGACCGGCGGACUGGGUCAUGUGACACCGGGUGUCUCCCUGGAUGGUUAGAGGAGGACUGUACACAGGAAUGUUCCUCACGGACCUAUGGACAAAACUGCAGCAAGCAAUGUACUGACAGAAACUGUGCAGGAAACUCGUCAUGUGACCACGUGACAGGAUCAUGUGUGCACGGAUGUAAAGCCGGGUGGAUGGGUAUAGACUGUGUGGAGGGGUGUGAUGAUGACCAUUAUGGAGUUAACUGUAACGAGGAUUGUGGCAACAGGAACUGUGCUACUAAAAAAUCGUCAUGUGACCCGCUUUGUGGGUUAUGUGUCACCGGGUGUCUCCCUGGAUGGACAAAGGUGGACUGUGAAGAAGAAUGUUCCCGAGGGACCUAUGGACAAAACUGCAGCAAGCAAUGUAGUGACAGGAAUUGUGAAGGGAACUCGUCAUGUGAUCAUGUGACAGGAUCAUGUGUGCCCGGAUGUAAAGAAGGAUGGAUGGGUAUAGACUGUGUGGAGGCUUGCGAACCCGAUCAAUACGGUCCAAACUGUACAAAGACCUGCUCCUCCAGACACUGUAAGGGGAACUCUUCCUGUAACUCAACAGGGGGAUGUGAGAAUGGGUGUGAGGAAAGGUGGACAGGGACUGACUGCACAGCAUGCGACAGUCAACGGUAUGGAUCAAACUGCACCAAGAACUGCACCUCCAGACACUGUGCGGGUGAUUCAUCCUGUAAUUCUAAAGGGGACUGUGACAGCGGUUGUAAGGCAGGGUGGAUGGAGUCAGACUGUACAGCGGAAGUGUUUCAAGAGGCCGUGUCAUCUGAUCUCCCUGUCUCUAUACCAACAUAUGCUGGAGUGGUGGGCUUUGUGCUGGUUGGCCUUGUGCUGGUUCUCAUCUUUGUCUUCAUCAGACGAAGGAAACUCUCGAAAAGGAAGCAUGGCGAUGCUGAACUGGUCUCAAAGACUGUGCAGAGCUCUCAAGAUGAAGGCAAUGUCUACAUGAAUGUUGGACAUGAUGAAGAGAAGCAGUCAACAACAGCUUCACGGAAGAGGCUAACACAGGUUCAACCUGAAGCCCCACAGGAGGAGGAGAAGGAAGAGCAGGGAGGGGAGGAGGAGGGGGAGCCGGAAGAGGGGGAGAAGAAAGAGGAGCCGGAAGAGGAGGAACAAGAAGAGACCUAUGACACAACAACACAACGAGAGGAAGCAGCGGAAAUCCCUGACAGAAACUACUACAACCUAGAGGAGGCUGGCAUUGGUCGUGUGAUCCCUGUUUCUACAUUACAAGCAAGAGCUCGUGAAUUUGAAGAAACACCUGAACUUGCAGAAGAUGAAUUUAAGCGUCUACCGGAUGGCUUCAUUCAUCCUUAUGUGGACUCACAGAUGCCAAAGAACAGCGGGAAGAACAGAUUCAAAGGAUAUUACCCAUAUGACUACAACCGUGUUUUGCUACAGGAUGGCGCUGGUGGGGGAGAUUACAUCAACGCCAGCUACGUGGAUGGCUACAAGAAGGACAAGCGCUAUAUAGCAGCACAAGGUCCCUACAACAAUCAAGUGGUAGUCGACUUCUGGAGAAUGGUCUGGGAGAAGGAAUGCAGAACUGUUGUCAUGGUAACCGGGCUCGUUGAGGCGGGCAAGGUGAAGUGUCUUCGAUACUGGCCUGAGAAAGGCACCAAAAAGUAUGGAGAUGUUAUGGUUACAAUGGUAUCGGAAACACGGCUAUCGAACUACACAUUUACAAACCUGUCUGUGGAGAAUGCAAAGGAAAGGAAGAAAUGGGACGUCAAUCACCUCCACUUCACCAGCUGGCCAGACCAUGGUGUGCCGGACGCUGCUGCCCUGCUGGACUUCAUGUGGAGGGUCAAGGUCAUAUCUGGACAACAAACUCAGCCGAUCAUAGUCCACUGCAGUGCUGGAAUAGGGAGAACAGGAACGUACAUCGCAGUCGAGAAUCUCGUGGAGCAGGCAAAGGCAGAGGACGUUGUGGACGUCGUCAGCUUCGUCUCCAACAUGAGAGGGCAGAGGAAGAACAUGAUACAGACAAAGGAGCAGUACAUGUUCGUGUACCAGGCGGUGGCGAGGGCGGUGACAGACGGUGACACGUCAGUGGACGUUGACGACAUCAGACAGAUGGAUCUUGGCUGCGUGUCUGAUAUCACCUUUGGGAACAGGACUGUGCGACAGCAUCUUGAGGCGUUGCAGAAUGUACAGCGAGGAAACCCAGAGAGUUUCGGCGUCAGAAGCGUUCACUCUUACACAAAGAGCAAUGGCUUCUUCAUAAUGACGUCACAUCCGGACAAAGAGGAAGUGUGGAAUCAGGUUUACAACAGUGACUCAAACAGCCUGAUAACAUUUGCUGUCGGUGAUCUGAGAUAUCUACCAUCCGUUGAUCAUCCCAUUACAACCAAGAGCUUUGCAGUGAGCAUGCGCAGGUCAGCAGCCUUGUCCAAUGGCAUUCUGAUGAAUACAAUUGACAUCAAUUUACUGGACUGUGACGAUACCACCUGCAUACAGCACUAUCACAUCGCAGGAAGUGUACGGGACCCGAAUAUCAACUUGAUGAUUGACAGUUUCCUUACAUGGACCAGUGAUCCACAGCGAAGUUCAAGCACUGUUAUCUCUGAUUCUUUGACUGACUGUCGUCUUCUGGUGCUCUUGGCGAACAUUGCCAGCAGACUGCAAGACGACGGUAGAGUGGACGUCAUCAACAGCAUGCGACAGCUCUACACACGUCUUGGAGGUCCGCCAUUUACUGAGGCUGACGUUUCGUUCUGUCUAGAGUCUGUCCAGCGGCAGCUGGAGUCAAGCAAUGUUUACGUCAUCUUCUGACAGCUUCCAGAAGGAAACAACACAUUAUAUGACAUUACAAUUCCACCCCGACAUACAUGUCUGUGAAGAAAGCAAAGAAAUAUGACCAAUUCAUAUCCCAUAUACAUCAUUCUUGAUUAAGCUGGAUGUAAAUCGUUCACAACAAGCAUAUUCAUACAUCCUGAACUUGGGAAGAACACAACUGCUUCCCCACCAUCAGACUUAAUAUUUGAAACCAUCAGACCAACAUAUAACUAACAAAAGCAGGAUGCGGUA
Molecule: messenger RNA, 3850 nt
Organism: Haliotis rubra (blacklip abalone)
Lineage: Eukaryota; Metazoa; Mollusca; Gastropoda; Lepetellida; Haliotidae
Exons: 28
Coding region: 23-3595 (1190 amino acids)
Biological process (GO): protein dephosphorylation
Molecular function (GO): protein tyrosine phosphatase activity
Source: RefSeq, a predicted model, not a curated record